UGAAACUCAGGAUAUCCAGGUUUGGUAAUGAGAAGGGACAGAAUAUAACAAAAUCCUUGCACAAAUCAGAACCCACGUGAAAUAUGCGGCUUCAGGUCAGAUGAGUCGUGACGUGUCCACGCCUCUGCGUCCACAGAACGCAGCACAGGUGUGCGCGCCUGAGUGGCCUGAGAAAGGAGAGGAGUGGAGUGAUGGAGAGGAUGGCACGGAGAUGGACUGCGGACUUCUGCAGGCCAUGGCUGAGGAGGACGAGGAGAUCAACGUCUACAAUGAGGAGACGUUUGGGAUGGAUCUAGAUUCACAUGGAACCACUGAUGGACACGGUGACGACCUUCAGUUUGGGAAACCGUCGCCUCCAACGCCACCACCAGACCCCAAACCUCCGUCCCCUCGCAGAGUCCCCUCCCCUCGCAGAGUCCCCUCCCCUCCCAGACAGAAGCCACAGUAUUUGCCCCGGACUGCCCCAGGGCAUCCUGGCAGAUUCCGGGGACAGAGGGGAGGGCUGGGCAGGGGCCAGAUGUUCGAGGACCCAGCUGUGAUGAGGAUAGUGGAGGGACGACCGAGCCUCAAGAGUCUUGACAGUGCCAUAGUGGACUAUGGGAGCGCCAUGUACCGGAGCAACUUUGAGUAUGAUAGGUUGUCACCAUCUUACAGAAAGACCAGAAGAAUCUCAGGAUCAGUACUUCAGGAUAGUGCUAUAGUGUGUGUGAUUGGUCACAGAGGCAGAGGUCAACACCUGAACUCCAGCUUCAUGGAUUUGCCGUAUCCUGCCUCCACCUUCCGGGGCAGGAGGGCAGAACCCAGAGGAUCCUUCGCCAGGAGGCAGUUUGGCCAUAGAGGGCCAUCUCAGAUGCAUGCCCCCAUGGCACCAGUGUCUCCCGUCUUCUCCCGUCAACCUCUGACCCCACGACAGCUUUACAACCAGACAGGGGGCUUCAUGUUUCCUCCCAACCAGCCAUGCCCCUCCACCCCUCAGCCUCUGACCCCCAAGAUGAUGCAACUUCGCUUUGGCGCCAACUCGCCGAGGCCGUCGCCCUUCUACAGCCCCUCGUCUAAUCCAGUGCAGCAUCUCAGGUACCCUGGUCCUGUCACACAGCUCCAUCCCCAACAUAAACGACUACUCAGUCAAAAACAACACAUGUUCCAAAGAAAGUCGGAGGGCUGGGAUCCUUACUGCAAUUUAAUGACGGGGAAAGAGAAGGAGUGGAUCAUCCGCCUGCAGAUGAUUCAACUGCAGAGUGAGAAUCCUUACCUGGAGGACUACUAUUACCAGGAGUACUAUCGCCGAAAAGAAGCCAAGAUGGCCGAGGAGGAGCUGGGCAUCAGGAGCAAGAGGGAGCCCCCCAAACUCACCACUCCAUACAUCACAAAAACAGACUCCUACACACCAGUGGUGCACAUCGAAGGCUCUCUGGGUCAGGUUGCUGUGUCCACAUGCUACUCUCCUCGUCGGGCCAUCGGUGCAGUUCAUGCUGUCCAAGCUCAGAGUCCACACGAGGAACAAAAAGACACCAGGCAGCAGCGGUUAGAGAUCCUCAGCAAAAUAGAAAAGCUGUUCAUAGUUCUGUUGGAGGUGGAGGAAACGGAGAGGAUGAAAACCACAGUCCUGUCUGAAGCAGAAGAAAAAAGGUUUAUGGAGAAAAGUCAGAGGAAAGUGGCGCACAUCUACUCUCAGCUGCAGCACCACCCAGAUUCAGGAGGGGAGUUUCUUCCUUUCCUGCUCGUCUCAAAAGGCAAAAAGCUCGUCGCCCGUCUGCUGCCGUUCCUCCAACGCGACUCUGCGCUGAAAGUCUUGUGCAUCGUGACCUCUAACCUGCCGACGCUCAUGAGCAGAGAUUCAGAUGAGGCCCUUCCGGUGCUCUACCCUCCUCUCCGAAAUGUGAUCAGUGGCCUGACGUUCAGUCAGCUCAUCAGCCUCCUCAAAGAUUUGACGUCAUCGGAGUCUCUGAUGACGUACGAGUGUCUUACGUUGGCCUGCCAGAACAAGUUCGGACUGUCCUUGUUGUACGCUCUGCUGUCCCACGGAGAGAAGCUGCUGUCCUCAGGUGUCCCUCUGGAGCCCAGCAUCGGUGACUUUGAGACCUGGACUGACGUGAUCUUUCAGGUGGCUGGACAGCUGUCUCAGUGUUCACUGGUGGAGCCGCUGCUCCUGCCUUCAAACCUGCUCACUCUAUUCUGCAGAUACCUGGACAAACGUACGGUGCAUCAGCUGAAAAGCAACAUGGAAUCUGCGACUGGAUUCCUGGCUCUUCCAUCGUAAUGUGGGCGGGAGCUGAGACGUUCAGCUGAAGACCAGGUCGUGAUGAGCGCUAGAGUGGAAUGAGCAGAAGCACAAAAACUCCUCAAUGCUCAUAGCAGAAGCCAUAUAAUGUGCUCUGACCUUUUGAUUCUUAGUCCUUCCCCACCCCUCAUCCCUUCACAUUUUUGCACUCUCAAACUGUUUCCCUUUUCUUUCUUUCCUUUAUCUGAUCUUUCUACUUUCCUCCCUUUGGUCUCCAGUAUCAAUAUAAGCUUCUCUCAAAUCACAGAACUUAAUUUUUUGUUUUUUACCUAAAUACCUAACACAAGUCAGAUUACUGUCUGUCUUUCAUCAUAUUUACAUGCAUUCAUUUCCAAAUGUGCUCUUGAAACUCCAUUACAACACAUUUGGGACUAUUUAAGUGUGCUGGAUCCGAUAUGGUGACCAGGUUGAGGAUUGUGUUGUAAUUUAUGAUUGUAUAGCUGAACCUAUAUGUUGAUUAUUACGAUAAUAACCAUUUAAGGAAGUUGUCCUGGCAUGGCCCAACAUGCGCCAUGCAGUUUUGGGUUUUUUGUAAAAUAAAAAAAAAAGCAUGCAUUGUGUAUACAUGUGUAGUGAUACUAAAUAGGAUGUGUUUGAUCUAAUUGUCCAUCUUAAAAGUUUCAGUUGUGAAGAGAUUUUUGUUAAUUGUAUUUAUUUGGAAACAGGAAUUAUUUAAAUUGCACCCUUGUAGAGCACUUGCAAUAUGAAUAAAAAAAAAAAAAUCU
Molecule: messenger RNA, 3006 nt
Organism: Amphiprion ocellaris (clown anemonefish)
Lineage: Eukaryota; Metazoa; Chordata; Actinopteri; Pomacentridae
Gene: patl2
Product: PAT1 homolog 2
Exons: 19
Coding region: 101-2260 (719 amino acids)
Biological process (GO): deadenylation-dependent decapping of nuclear-transcribed mRNA; P-body assembly
Cellular component (GO): P-body
Molecular function (GO): RNA binding
Source: RefSeq, a predicted model, not a curated record